GGCGGACUGAGAGGUUUUUCAAGAAGGAUAACAGAAAAUGUGGAAGGCGUGUUGUUGCAGUGAGCCUGCAUGGCCCUGUGGCAGGAGGACGGUCGCCAUCUCUGGGUAAACACUGUAACCGUAUCACGCAGUUGAUAUUGUGUGUGUGUGUGUGUGUGUGUGUGUGUGUGUGGAGUGAAGCCGGAGCGUACAGUAGCAGCAGCAGCAGCAGCAGGCGCGGUGCUAUGCUGCCUGCAACAACCACAGCGGACACACACGACUUCAAUGCAGGACUGACGCUUUGUUUGUCUCCUGCACAUCGGACUGUCACCUCAGAUGCUUGACGCGCUGUGGCCGCUUCUUCUCACUGACAUUUCGCCUCUUGUUUGUGAGCUCCGGGGAAUGGGACUGCAUGCUUCGAAUAAAAUGGGAUUUUAAUGCUGCACACAGCGGACGCUCUAGCCCGUGCACAGCCAGGGGACUGUAGUACGCUUGGUAAUGUUUGCCAAGGAAUAAAACGGUGUAGCCGAAGGUGCAUAACAUCUCGUUUCCAUGGACAACACGUCCAUAAUAACACAGGUUGCAAAUCCGAAAGAGGAGGAGAGCAUUUCUUCAAGUCAAGACAAAGUCUCCCAGUCCAACAGCAGCCUAAAGAAGCACCGGAGCCGGAGCAUUUUCAGCCCCUUCUUCUGCUGCUUCCGCAACUACAAUGACUACCACGUGGAGCCACCGCCUUCCAACAACAAGGCACUUUCUCUGCCCCCGCCGCCAGAGGAGAAUGGCAGUCCUCCUAAGUGUGACCAGGUCCAGGUCAUCCCCAUCCCCAGUCCUCCAGCCAAGUUCCUCCUGCCAGAGGUCAGUAUAGCAGACUACGGCAAGAACUGUGUGGUGAUCGACCUGGACGAAACCCUCGUACACAGCUCCUUCAAGCCCAUCAGCAACGCGGAUUUCAUUGUUCCAGUGGAGAUUGAUGGUACUGUUCAUCAGGUGUACGUGCUGAAGAGGCCCCACGUGGACAAGUUCCUCCAGAAGAUGGGGGAGCUCUUUGAAUGUGUCCUCUUCACAGCAAGCUUAGCCAAGUACGCUGACCCUGUGGCAGACCUGCUGGACCAGUGGGGGGUGUUUCGCGCCCGGCUCUUCAGGGAAUCCUGUGUUUUCCACAGAGGAAACUACGUCAAAGACCUCAGCCGGCUGGGCCGAGAGCUCAGUAAAGUCAUCAUCGUAGACAACUCACCUGCCUCCUACAUCUUCCACCCAGAGAACGCAGUCCCAGUGCAGUCCUGGUUUGACGACUUGACUGACACAGAGCUGCUGGAUCUGAUUCCUCUGUUCGAGGGUCUCAGUAAGGAGGAGGACGUUUACAGUCUGUUACAGAGCCUGAGGAACAGGUAGCAGAUGGCAGCUCCAGCUGGUCCUCCCUGUUCCGGCCCCGCUGCACAGAGGCCUCACCUCGCUGCCACGGCCCUGCAGCCCGGCUCCCGUCCUCCGACCCCAAGCUGAGGACUUCAGGCAGUUGUUCCGGUCAUAAAGAAAUCUAGAGACAACUGUACACAUUCUUACCAUCUCUGCAUUCUUGGACUCUUUGUACAGAACUCCUACUGACAAAAGAUUAUAUUACUGUAUGUACAUACUAUAUGUUUCUAAGAGCAAGACAUACAUAAAGUAAUUUUUCUAUCAGAGAUAGGAGGUUUUACUAUUCUAUCAAGUAAUAUUUUAAUUACCGAAAAUAAUCAAAUAGACAGAAGAGUUUUUUGUUUCUUUUUCAACAAUGGGUGACCUUUUGUGUGUGUGUUGAGCUGUGCUAUGCAGGCUGUCGUUUCUCGUCGGACAUUUUGUUCAAACAACUGUGAUUUAUCUUCUCUUACAGAAUGAAGUGCCUUCAUUACUGUGCUGUUUUUGUUGUGUCGGGUUAUGGGGUGCACAUUUUUAUGCUGCAUAUUUACUCAAAUCUCCAAAAGCGUAUAAACUAAAUUCUUUAAUUGAAGUUGGAAAUAAGUCUUGAUUGUCAUUUAAUCUGAGAAAACAGAAAAGAGUAAGUUCUAGAAAUGUAUCCACCUAGCCUGUUAGAUCAGGAUGAUUCUUUGCUUUUGAGUUUAGUGACGUUGAAUUGUUGAAUUUACCAAAGAUUUUUACAAUUCAAUGUGAUUUGUGGCUGAAUGACGUCAUUUGAUCCUUGACAGUGACUGUAAAUUGAUAAUCCUUAAAGACAUUGAAACACUUUAUUAUUGAAAAAAAGAAACCUUUGUGAUGACAUCGCCACCAAUAAAUGUUAAACUUUUGAGGAAAAUAUAAUAAUUAGCUUAGAUUACAUGAAAUUCUAUUUAUUGGGGAAAAGUGGGUUGGGUGCAUUGUAAAGACUGCUGUUGAAAUCGUACUGUACAACAUUAUUAAAGUUGCAAGUUUGCACACUGUCA
Messenger RNA from Siniperca chuatsi (mandarin fish), 2393 nucleotides. It is a transcript of the gene ctdspla, whose product is annotated as CTD (carboxy-terminal domain, RNA polymerase II, polypeptide A) small phosphatase-like a. Gene Ontology annotation, molecular function: RNA polymerase II CTD heptapeptide repeat phosphatase activity. The record is from RefSeq and is a predicted model, not a curated record. NCBI's taxonomy places the organism in Eukaryota, Metazoa, Chordata, Actinopteri, Centrarchiformes, Sinipercidae. The coding region runs from base 532 to 1371 and encodes 279 amino acids. The transcript has 8 exons.